CCAACGAUUCAUUAAAACAUCACUUAUGAAAACAACCUUAAUUAUAAUAAAAAUGGGUUAAACUAGGACAUUUUAUCUCCUGUUCGCCGCGGCCACGUUGACUAAGAUACAGCCGUUUGGAAGGGAGAUAAUGUAUUAACUGCCAAAUAAAAGGCUUAUUGACAAAAUGGACAUCAAUCAUGCAGCAAUGGAUAAUGAAGCAAUUAAUCGUUUCGAACAGUACUCAUUGGCAAAGGCUCCUAUUAAUAGGGGAAUUUCUUUGGAAAAAUGCCAAGAUGUUGACUCUGUCGCUUCUAAUAGUAGAAAAAGAGGACAAACUUCACGCCAAAAAGUCAUGUGCUGCUUUUGUUUUAAGACUACUAAAUAUAGACGAAAACAAUUCGUAAUCGGCUGCUUGACAAAUAGCAUAAUAUUCUCUGUAUUGCUGGCAUAUACUUUUCUGGGAUCAGUUAUAUUUUUAGCAAUUGAAGGCGGAGCGGAAGUACCAGCUCGACCUAAAAUAUUGCCAGAUAAACAAAAAAUAUCAUACGACGAAAAUGGCACUGGUAAAAGAAACGGAUCAGAGGAAGAUAAAGAUCAUAGCAACUUAACAAUUUCCGGAAACUAUUUUUGGGAAGCUAGAAACAAGGCGGUUGAGAAUAUUUGGGAAAUAACCGUGUCAUUGAAUAUACUGUACAGAGAAAAUUGGACUCGUUUAGCGGCACAAGAAAUUUUAAAGUUUCAAAAUGAAUUGAUGCAAAGGGUUACUACAGAAAUUUCUUCACAAUAUGGGGUUACCUAUAGGGAGAUGGCAUUGGGAGACUAUUCUUUAAGCGAGCUUAAUAAUCAUUAUGAAGAAUAUGACUGGAACUUAGCACUAGCCUUUUUUUACUCCUUGACCGUUCUGACGACAAUAGGAUAUGGAAACAUCGCUCCGCAGACAAUAUUGGGAAAAGGCGUUACCAUAAUCUACGGCUUGUUGGGAAUACCAUUAACUCUGGUUUAUUUAUCGAGUGUUGGAUCAUUACUAUCAAAAAUGGCAAGAAGUGUUUUUAGUAGAGCUCUAUGUUGCUGUCUCUGUUCUAAUUGUGGAUAUUGUUGUUACGACGAACGUAGAAUGGCAGAAAAGGAAAGACGCAUGAAAUUGAAAAGACAACACGAAGAAAUGAUUAAUAGUCAAAAUACAAGCAAAACACCUACGGAGGAAUGCUAUGUUCUAAAAACAGAUAGUCAAAAAGACUCUCCAAUAUCCCAAAGACCGACCACUAGUACGGCAAAAGACGACAUAAUUAGUUGGCCAGAUACUGACUCAAAAUUAUCAAUGCAUGGUUUGAGUAUAUUGGCUCCUGUUUUACUAUGUUUUUCGGCAAUUUUUAUUUAUAUAACACUGGGAGCGAUAGUUUUAUUUAAUUUAGAUAACAUGGGAAUCAUAGACGGGUUUUAUUUCUGUUUUAUGGCAUUAAGUACUAUUGGAUUCGGUAAUAUUAUUCCUGGAAUUAGAUAUACAGCUGUUAAUGGUAUUAGGUAUUACACAAUAAAUUCAACAGUCUUGUGGUUUUGCUCCGUCUACACUUUAACUGGCCUCGCCCUGACUGCUAUGUGUUUCGGUGUUAUACACGAUGAAAUAAUUUAUAGAAUAAAACAUCAACAGAAAGAGUGGUCACAAAAGAGCAAUAUUGUGAAUGAUGAGAUUAACAACAGUGAGGCUUAUUACAUGACUUCCUGACAUAAGGCCAAGACAGAAAAUUUGUACAGUAUAAUGGGAGAGAGUUCUACGAUAGAGCGUAGCAGGGCUGAAGUCGACAAUAGAGAAUUAGUUUUAAGUGUAGAUGAUAUGACAUUACCCAUUGAUGCAAGUGUAGAAUUUCCACCACCGCCGCUAGAGGAUGAAAUCGUUGCUAUCAUUACAAAAAGGGAACCUAAAGGGACUGUCGGCAAUAUGGUGGCAUAUAAUGCAUUGCCAGAAAUGCUCGAACUUGUCAAUACAUAAUUUUAUAAAUGUUUAAUGUCUAUUUUAACGUUUUUGUUUUUUUCUGUGACUUUUAUUGGUUUAAUGGCUGUGAGUGUAUUAGGUACAUUUUAUUGUAUUGUAUUGUACUCUUGAAUCCGACAUUAUAUUAUAUCCUUAUACCUUUUAUUUCAAAUUUCAUAGAAAAAAUAUUUGUAAUUAUGUAUUUGAAAAUAUUUGAUAUGUAUUUUUAAUAGGUGUUUAACAUCUUCUGUCUGAAACUAAUUGUCAACCAUUAAUAUCAAUCGUAGACUAAGGAUUUUCCUGUAAAUAAUAUACUGUUGUAAGGAUAUAAAUUUAUUAAAAAUAA
Molecule: messenger RNA, 2297 nt
Organism: Danaus plexippus (monarch butterfly)
Lineage: Eukaryota; Metazoa; Arthropoda; Insecta; Lepidoptera; Nymphalidae
Product: TWiK family of potassium channels protein 12-like
Exons: 3
Coding region: 167-1705 (512 amino acids)
Biological process (GO): potassium ion transmembrane transport; stabilization of membrane potential
Cellular component (GO): membrane
Molecular function (GO): potassium ion leak channel activity
Source: RefSeq, a predicted model, not a curated record